Molecule: messenger RNA, 414 nt
Organism: Saccharomycopsis crataegensis
Lineage: Eukaryota; Fungi; Ascomycota; Saccharomycetes; Ascoideales; Saccharomycopsidaceae
Gene: SHG1
Product: Shg1p
Exons: 1
Coding region: 1-414 (137 amino acids)
Source: RefSeq, a predicted model, not a curated record
AUGGCCGACAGCAAACAGAUAGUUACUGCCUUCAAGAGGAAAGGUAAUUUUGACCGAUACCGGCACCUCAUCUAUGAUAGUUUCAAGACCCCCAAUGGUGAUGACGAUCACAAUAACAAAGUGAGAACUAGCGGUUUUACACGGCUACUGGAAAGUAUUUCUAGCAAAAUCACAAAAAAGUUGAACGAGGAUCCCAAAUUGACCACUCAUAACAGAGGCAAAACCGCUGGGUUGUUGACUGGAUACUUGUAUAAGGAUGAGGAGGUGAAUAGGAUCAUUGAGGAAUCCAUCAGGGAAACCAUGAAGGAACAGAAGGAUUUAAAGGACAAGAUAAGAUUAGAACUUAAGGAGGUUAGCGAACAGUUGAAAGAUAAAGAUGAAGUGCAGGAUAGAGAGAAUACUGGAAGCAAAUGA